Molecule: messenger RNA, 1902 nt
Organism: Mycotypha africana
Lineage: Eukaryota; Fungi; Mucoromycota; Mucoromycetes; Mucorales; Mycotyphaceae
Product: IucC family-domain-containing protein
Exons: 4
Coding region: 1-1902 (633 amino acids)
Biological process (GO): siderophore biosynthetic process
Source: RefSeq, a predicted model, not a curated record
AUGCCCGCGCCAUCAAACUACGUUGACAUCAAUGAACAUUAUGCUAGUUUUGCCACAACUUCUCGUUUAAUUGCCUGCUUGACAAGUGAAUCUUUAGUGCCUGCUUACUUUGUUCCAUCACCUGCUUCUGUUACGGCAGUAAAUACUACUGACAAUUUCUCUGGUAUCUGUUUAUUACUUCGACCUACGGCCGCAGCAGAAAAUGAAGUACCUUCCAGCGUAAUCUUAGACUCUAUUCUGGCCGUCGUGCCUCUUCGCGGUCUUCCCAUCAUCAAUAAUGAUGCACGUGCAUCAUGGAACGGUGUUAGCUGUCCCCGUAUCGAUUUGGUAGAUAAUUUGGAUAUGCAACCCCAUAUUUACUGCGUUGAGGCCGACUCGUCUGCUGCUGUUAAGACUGAUCCUCAAACAAAUCAUGUCAAUUUAACCUUGACUAGUGUACUUGCGAAUCCACAGGAAAUUUUCCGCUUGCGGGAUGGUUUUGAUGCUGUACAAAUGUGGGACAUUUUUGCAAAGGAUUUGAAUGUGAAUCAUAAGCUGAGAGAACAAAUCAAACAAGAACUUGGAUCAUCUAUCCUUUUCCAAAGCUAUACCUAUAAACAUCCUAAACCCUUACCUGAUCUGAAUUCUUCAACCAUAAAAUGGGAGCAAUCUAUAGUUGAAGGCCAUGCGACUCACCCAAUGCAUAAAGCACGUAAGAGCUUUCCUCCUAUGAAACCCUUGACGCCUGAAUCAUACGAUUUUGACCAUCCCAAGGUCCGCCUUGUCGGUAUUCCAAGAGAUAACGCCGUUUUGAGAGGACAAUAUGAAGAAUUAUUCAAAGAUCUAGCAGACGCCUUUUUCCAAGCUGCCGGUGAUAUUGUGGAAGAGUCACAUAACAAAUAUGAUAAGGAUUAUGUUUAUAUUGCCAUUCACGAACUUCAGUUGCCCAACGUCGCGGAAAAAUUCCCUGAUUGCUACAUCUUUCCUGAAGCUUACUCAAUUACAGUAGAAGCUUUGGCUUCCCUUCGAUCUGUAGCUAGACCCGAUAUAUUAUCUGGUCGUAGCGUGAAACUUUGCUUGGGUAUUAAAAUCUCCUCCGCUCUUCGUACUGUUACACCUUUCACCACAUAUUUUGGCCCUGGAUUCUCAAAGAUUGUACCUUACCUGAAUUAUGACCGUGAAGUACUUGCUAUUGAACGUGAAUUGGGUACUAUCUCUUAUCGACAUGAGGAUACAGAUAUCGCUAAGCAUUGUAGUAGCGUUAUUCGUGAAGCUUUCGAAUAUGAUUCUCAAUACAAAGAUGAUUUAUUUGUACCCUGUGGUGCACUAGUCGAAAAAAUUCAAAAACCUGAUACUGAUGAAACACUUGUUACCCACGUUUGGGGUUUGGAUACGGAGAAAAAGAGAGUCGAUUUCUUGAAGAGAUAUGUUGAUUUAGCACUUCGCGCAUUUUUGCCCCCUUGUCUCGAAAAUGGUGUUGCAUUCGAAGCUCACGGUCAAAACACAUUGGCACGAUUUGAUAGAAAAACAGGCCAAUUAAAGGGGUUCGUUAUUCGUGAUUUCGGUGGUGUGAAAGUACAUAACGAAACAUUAAAGAGAACAACAGGGUACGAAAUUGAUGUAUUACCUGACAGUUGUGUAGUUGCAAAUACCAUCGAUGAAGUGUCUAAACUGCUGUAUCACACAUUGUUCCAUUGUCACCUUCAACGUUUGAUUCGUGUUCUAAAUCUUCACUACAAUGGAGUUGGUUGGGAAAUUGUUCGUAAUCGCAUGUCUGAAUUGGUACCAAGAAAUCAUGUUAUGUAUUCUUCUUUCCUCGAGAAGACCAAGGUUCCUGGUAAAUGUCUUGUAAGAAUGAAGAUUGAAGAGUUAUACCGUGAUGUAAGUAUCAGAUAUGUAUAUGUUCUGUAUCUUUUUUGGUAA